UUUGGAAUUCGACAUGGAAGCGGUAAACCCAAGCCAAGGAGGAUCACGCUCAGCUCAGGAACUGUCUAGCACAGUGAGGAGACUUUGUGCUCACUCAGCAGACCAGCAACAGCAAUCGGAUCUGUUUCUGAGUCUGGCCCUCCAGUUAAGAACUUUGACAUUCCAGGAGCUUAAUGAUGUCUGGCAAGAGGUCUCCUUUAAAUGCCUUGAUGACUGGCAACCUUUGUUGGAGGCACUUCCAGCAUGUGGCUCUGAAGCAUGCAUCCAGUUCACAACAAAUCUCAUCCUCAACCAAGAGAUUGGUCAGGAUCAUAUCAGUUCUUUCCUUAGCACGGUCACAUUUGCUUCCCAGGCCACACCAUCAAUGAUCAGCAAUAUCACUAAACUAGUUCUUGCUUGGGCAUACCAGCAUCCUGAAGAGGACGUGGAGAUUAGGAUCGCUGCAUACCAGCAGCUCAUGUACUGUCCUGACCAGGAGGUCUUCAGGAUCAUAAAAGAUACCUUAAACAAUGAAACAUCUACCCAAGAACUACUUGGCAAACUGAAAGAGCUAUCACUUAGUGUAGCUGGUUUCACUGUGAAGCUGUUGAAGGGUCAAGAGGUUAAGGUCAACCACAGGGCGGUUGUGUUGGCAGAAGAACUGGUUUUACCAUCACUUUCAGGGUUGCCCAUCAAGCUGAACAUCAACAUGUCCUCGUUCUACUCGCUCUGGGUGAAGGGCAGUGCUAACUUUAAAGAUUGGUCUCAGUUCUCUUUGGCUGGUUAUGUCAAACCAAAGACAUUUGUUGCCAUCUCAGUAAGAAUGGGAGUGGAUGGAGCUUUUGGUCGAGUUGGAAUGGAGUGGGUUACCCAAUUCAAAACAUCCACCAGUUUGGAUGGAGGGAUAUAUGUACACAAUGGACAAAGUCUGAAGAUGGUUCUCAACACACCCGAUGAUGUUAUGGAUAUUUUGUCCUUUAGUUUCAGAAUGUAUCGCAUAAGUGGAGAAAGUAGAGAGGAGCUUACACCAAGGAACCUUAAAGAGAAGACUACCUGUUCUCCCAAAACAUGGUCAAAGAUGCUUGGAUGGCAACUAUGCACGGAUGUUACUUACCCUGUGCUGUUGAUGGGAAAAGGUUUUCCACCACCUGGCCCAAUGAUCUUUAGUUUGAGGCUUCAGAAACUGGACAGAGUUCUUCAAAAGUACCUUUUAGAAGCAGCAUAUGCCUUUGUACAUCAGCAAAACUCCUGGAUUCCACGUGAAGCCAACCUCCUCAUUUUUCUCGGAACCCCACAAUCCACCAUCCCCCGAGAUAUAUCUUUGGACUUCAGUCUUAGUCGUCAGAGGAUAAUUUUGAAAAUUAUUCACCCUCUGAAAACCAUUCUCAUUCAAGGUUAUUCAUGGAGUAAAAGACACAGGCAAUUACAUUAA
Clarias gariepinus (North African catfish) is the source of this 1411-nucleotide messenger RNA. RefSeq lists its product as uncharacterized. Bases 14 to 1411 code for a protein of 465 amino acids. Gene Ontology annotation, molecular function: lipid carrier activity. Gene Ontology annotation, biological process: lipid transport. NCBI's taxonomy places the organism in Eukaryota, Metazoa, Chordata, Actinopteri, Siluriformes, Clariidae. The record is from RefSeq and is a predicted model, not a curated record. The transcript has 10 exons.